AUGGGUGCGAGCUUUGACGAGUUGGACAGCAGCGACGAGGCUUCGAGCCCUCGUUCGUGCGGCGAACAGAGGCGACUCGCGGCCCUGGCUCCCCUCCGCUCCCUCGGCCUCAAGCCAACUGGCAACCAAAUCCACACUAUCUCCACCUCCAUCAACGCCAACGGCAAUGGAGCCAUAGAGUUUCAUGAAUUGGUGGAGCUUAUGUUGUCCGACAUUAGCAUAGAAGUCAUCCCCAACCACGAACACCUAAUGAAGGUGUUCAAGGCCUUCGACCGCGACGGCAACAGAUUCAUCUCCGCGGUGGAGCCUGAGACAGCGAGCUUCGAGGAUGACAAUAUCGAGCGAGCUUCGACGACGGCAAAGGCUUCGACUGCGAGUGGCGUAGGACGAGGCUUCAACGACGGCAGUGGCUUGGACGUCGAGCAGCGUGGGAGGGGGCUUUAA
This is a messenger RNA of Salvia miltiorrhiza (redroot sage), 444 nucleotides long. Its product is annotated as probable calcium-binding protein CML15. The transcript has a single exon. The record is from RefSeq and is a predicted model, not a curated record. Bases 1 to 444 code for a protein of 147 amino acids. Lineage: Eukaryota; Viridiplantae; Streptophyta; Magnoliopsida; Lamiales; Lamiaceae.